AUGCCCACGAAGAGAACACCAGUGAAAAACGACAGUGCUACUGCAGAAGUUGCUAGCAGCAUCGAAGCUUUGUCUGCGCUCCGCGGUGCAGCGCAAGGAAAAAUAACAAGGAUCAUGCAUCUCCUUCAACAAGCAGAAGUGGAGCAAAAGGAAAUUUCCAGUCAACAAGUCAAAGUGUGGAUGAAACGAGUUGAAGCAGCGAAUAACGACUUUGACGGUUAUCAUCAGCAAAUAGUGAGUGGAAGUCCAGCGUCGGAGCAAGAAGAAAUUGAUAAUCGUUAUGUGCAGUUUGAGGAAAUAUACAACGAAGUGACAGUGAAAUUAGAAAUGUUGCUAGAGCGACAAACACAACCAGCUGCUUCACAACCCAUUAUGAAUCCGCCGCCAUUAGUGAUUCAGCAAUCGCUUCCACGUGUCAUACCAACAUUCGACGGCAGAUAUGAGCACUGGGAGAAGUUUAAAAUAAUGUUCCGAGAUGUAGUGGAUCGAAGCAAUGAGCCUCCUCGCAUCAAGCUGUAUCAUCUAGAGAAGGCUCUAGUGGGAGAAGCUGCCAAAUUGAUUGACGCCAGGACGCUAAACGAAGGAAACUACGACAGAGCCUGGCAACUGCUAGAGGAGAGAUACGAGAACAAGCGGCGAUUGAUCGAUUUGCAUAUUCGCGGGUUGUUAAGCAUGCAAAAAAUAGUGAAAGAAAAUUACAAUGAGCUGCAAAAAUUAGUUGAAACUUUCAGCAACCAUGUAGAGAAUUUAAAGUUCCUUGGACAGGAUUUUACUGGUGUUUCAGAGCAAAUUGCUGUUUAUCUGUUAGCACAAUCCAUUGAUGACGAGACGAAGAAACUUUGGGAGGCGACCAUACGGCGAGGUGAACUACCAAAUUUCGACCUAACUGUCCAAUUCCUGAAAGAACGGGUGUCAAUUUUGGAGAGAUGCCAGACAACCAACGAAGUGGCAUCCAAACAUCAGCGUGCGUCUUCUAAACCAUCCUGGGGAGGACAAUCGAUUCAGCGAUCCAACGCAGCAAUCGCGCCUGCAGUGCAACAAAGUCAAUGUGAUUUCUGCAGUAACAGCCACCCAUCUUACAAGUGUCCGGAAUUCUGCAGUUCAUCAUUGGAUCAACGUCUGCUGAAGGUGAAGGAGAGAAACUGCUGUUUCAACUGUCUACGUCGAGGUCAUCGAGUACUAGAGUGCCCAUCGAAACGAACGUGCUUCAAGUGCCAACGGAAGCAUCACACCUUGCUUCAUAACGAUGAAGCUGUACAAAACAGCAAUGUCGAAAAGAGGCAACUUUCCCAAACCAGUGUCGCAGUGGAGUCAACAACAACCUUUGAAGAAAAUGCUGCAGUCCAGUCCACAGUAACAUCAGCCCUUUCUAAUACACGGUCGAACCCAAUCAGCCAAGUGGUGUUGUACACUGCUUUAGUCAAAGUUUUAGAUAGAGAUCAGCAAAUACAUCAAUGCCGUGCCCUGUUGGAUUGUGGCUCUCAGCUGGAAUCGGCAAUGUGA
Messenger RNA from Toxorhynchites rutilus septentrionalis, 1503 nucleotides. RefSeq lists its product as uncharacterized. NCBI's taxonomy places the organism in Eukaryota, Metazoa, Arthropoda, Insecta, Diptera, Culicidae. The record is from RefSeq and is a predicted model, not a curated record. Gene Ontology annotation, molecular function: nucleic acid binding; zinc ion binding. The transcript has 2 exons. Bases 1 to 1503 code for a protein of 500 amino acids.